UAAAUGAUGGCGCUGUAAUCGCAAGGUCGGAAAGGUGUGUGAAAGCCAAACCUGACGGUUCUCCAAUUGUGAACUUUCCGGUUGAUAUACCCUGGAGGCGAGUUCUUUGAUAAAAAGUACGUGAUCAGCUGGCUGACGUAUACUCAACAAACAAGACGGAUAGGAACGAAGUGUGCAACUUUACUUACUUGUGGUUUCUUAUCAACACGCUAAUUUUUAGUUUCUAUGAGCGAGUGCAGUUGUACCGCAGUUAUAUUUCAGAAAAUUGUUCUGUAUAAUAUCGCUCAUUAUUUUGUAUAUAAAAGAAUAAAGUUUGUGAUAAUUCAAAAUGUCUGCAAGGCCACAGCUACAUGAAAAGGAGACGGGAAAAAAAAGCCCAUCUUCGGCUUUUCCUAUGAGAGAUGCAUUGUAUAUCUCAAAUUCGGAAAAAACUUUUGCUCAUGAUGAAGCUUUGCCAAGUCUUCCAGUUCCAGCUCUUAAUCAGACUAUUGAGAGAUAUUUAGAUUCUGUGGAAGUUUUCGUCACAGAUGAGGAGUUUGAGAAUACAAAAAAGAUUGCUUUAAAUUUUAUAAAUGGUGUAGGAAAAGAGCUUCAUAACAAGUUGUUGCAAAGAGCUGUUAACCAAAAAAACUGGCUUGAAAAAUGGUGGGAAGAUGUAGCAUAUCUGUCACAGCGAACCCCUUUGUUACCUUUGUGCAGUAUGGCUGGCUUUACUAACAUGGAUGGCUUGUGGAAACCAGUACCUGGAACUCAAAUCGAAAGAGCUGCUCUUUAUAUGUACUUUCAACUACAUUUUUGGAAAUUUCUUCGACAAGAAAAAUUGAAGCCUCACAUUUCACAUGAUAUUCCAUGGUCAAUGCAUCAAUUCCGUCGAUAUUUUAAUACAGUUCGAAUACCAGGAGAAGCCCAAGAUAAACUUGAAUGUUAUUUCCACACUGAAAUGGAAGAACCAGCUAGUCCAACACAUGUUGUAAUCCUACAUGGUGGUCAUAUUUUCUCAUUUGAUGCUGUUGAUGAAUAUGGAGAUAUUUUGACACCACCAGAAUUUCAGCUGCAGUUCAAAAGGAUCAAGGACUGGUGUGAAGAAAAUGGUCCUGGAUCUUCUGUUGGUGCUUUAACUUUAGAUGACAGAACUACCUGGGCAAAGAAUCGAGAAUGGCUGUUACAGAUACACCCAGAAAAUGAAUUGCACAUGGAAACCAUAAACACUGCACUUUCUGUCAUUGUCUUGGAUGAUGCUGAACCAACAGACUUAACAAGGAUUGUAAGAGAAACAUUAGCUGGAGAUGGAUGCAAUCGUUGGGCAGAUAAAUCUGUUACAAAUUUGAUCUUUAACAAUGGUGUCUUUGGUUUGAUUUCAGAUCAUACACCUUUUGAUGGUUUAGUUCCUGUAGUUGCAGGUCAUUUUACUUACUUAUCACUACGAGAAUCUGGUGGUGUUUGGAAGGGACCACAGGCAGUUGAAAGAGAUUUGCUACCACCGAGAAGACUUGCUUUUCAUCUAGAUGGCCAUAUAAGAAGUGCCAUAGAAGAAUCUAAAAGAUUGUAUCAACUUAUGGUUGAAGAUACUGAUGUUGUAUGUGAGUGCUUCACUCAAUAUGGCAAAUCUUUUUUAAAAACAUAUAAUUUCCAUCCUGAAACUUGUGCUCAAUUUGCUUUGCACUUGGCAUAUUAUACAAUGCAUGGCAGACCUGCUACUACUUACGUUACUGCAGCUACACGACAGUUCUACCAUGGAAGAACUGAAACUAUGAGAUCAUGUUAUCCAGAAGUAGUGAAAUGGGUUCAAGCAAUGAUUGAUGACCAAAAAUCAGUAAAUGACAAACUUCAACUGAUGCAAAUUGCUGCCAGGAAAUUUAAAUUGCUGAUGAAAGAUUGCACAGAAAAUAGUGGCUGUGAUCGUCAUUUAUUAGGUUUAUACAUGACAUCAGUGGAAGAAGGGAUGCCUUUACCAGAACUGUUUUCUGAUCCAUCAUGGAUAAAAAGUGGUGGAAGUGGAAAUUUUGUGCUAUCAACCAGUUGUUGUGGCUAUACUCCUCUUGGUGGAUGUGUAAUGCCAAUGAGAGAAGAUGGUUAUGGCACAUUUUAUAAUAUUGAAAAUCAGAGGUUUACAUUUACCAUAUCUGCUUUCAAUAGAUGUCCAGAGACAAGUGCAGCUAAGUUUUAUGACCACAUUGAGCGUUCUUUGCUGAGCAUGCAGCAUUUGCUUCUUUCAGCUAAACUCUAAAUUCAUAAUUUUAGUUUUCUUUGUAAUCAUAAUUAAAUCAUGAAAAAUGUUCUAACCUCCGAGUGAAGUUCAUCUGUUGUGUUUAAUAAUAUUUUUAUUGAAUAUGAGUUUGAUGUGAAUCAUAUGAAUAUUUACUUUUAAAAUAAUCCUUAUUUUUCAAAGACUCUAAUCAUUUAAGUGCAAUUAAGAAAAGUGCUCAAGAAGAGUAUGGUAAGAGUAAGCUCCUUUAUUUUUUUUUUUUUUUAAACUUGUCUUCCAUUUUCACAUGUUUUAAAGUCCGUGAUUUGUUUUUAACCUUUGUUUUAUUUUCCUAUGAAUAUUAAAAUUUGCUCACAAUAGAUAAAUUAUGAAAGUAUUGUGAUAUUAUAUAUUUUAUACUAAUUCCUAGUGCCACAUUAAAACUGAUGUAUUGCUACAUAACCAUACAUCCAUUUUUACAGAAUCGUAAUUUUUAAUGUCUGUUUUAAAUUACAUAAAAUAGGUUAUUUAAGAACAGUAAUACUUCUCUCUUUCCUCUUAUGAUUCCUACUUGAAUCUGGAUUUUGAAUUCCAUCAUAUUUACUCAUAUUGAAGAAAUUUGUCCUCAAUACAUACUUUUUUAAAGUAUCCAUAUAUGGACUUGUGCUGUAACUUGGCCCAUAAGCCUUGUAGCCUUCAAUUUUAAUCAGUAAAUUUUAAAUACUAUAAUGUUCAAGUAAUAUAUCCACAUUAGUCACAAAGAUUCUGCAGAUUAGAUUAAUUUUGCAAAUUAUAGUUUAAGACUUUUGCAAGUUUUGUGUAUAUUUUUCUCAUUCUAAUUUUUACUGUAAAGUAUUUAUAGCACAUAAAUGAUUAAAUAAAAAAUACUCAUUUCUUCAGAAUUAUUUAAUCAAGAUUAAUUGAAUGUAAAACAAUUAAAUUUCUUAAAUACAGUUAUUGAUAAGUAAUAAUAAUAAUAAAGUAAAAUCACCGUGAAGAGAAAUUGGAAUAAAUGAUAGGGAAAAGUCUUUUGAAAAAGUAGUCUUCCAUUAAAAUUUAUCAGAAUAUUUAUGGAAAACAAUUGCAAACAUUAUUUUCAAAAUAAUUUUAUGCUGUUAAAUGAAAAAAUAAAUAUAUUGUUUACAAAAUAUCCAAAAGUAAUGUUUUCUCUAAACAGUUUCUGCACCAAUUCUUCUAUAACAUAUUGCAGAUGUGCAAACAGAUCAGUUUCUACUUGCAGCUAAUGUAAAAUGCUUGUUUUCUUUAGCACCUUUUUCUUUUUUGAUGUAAGAAAAUACAAGUGCUAUUUUUAAUAAUCUGUUCUUAUUUUUUCUGAUGUAAAAAGCAUGCUUAUUGCACAUAAUGUAAACAAACUGUUAUAAGAUGGAGACGGAUAAAGGUUUUACACAUAACACAUGACAUAAAACAAAAAUUUCAGAAUAUUUUCUCAAAAGUAAGGAUUUAUCUAAAUUGUGAAACUUCAAAGAUUCAUGAUCAUGUUUAUUAUAAGAAAAAGCACUGAAGCACAUGUAGAAAAUGCAGAGUAACUUUAAUAAUAAAAUUAAUUCCCUUUUUGAUUAAAACAUUUGAUAAAUAUUGAGUAUUUUUCUCAAAGUUUAGAUUAAGCAGCUGCAGAUCAAUAGAAUUCUACUGUAUACAUAAAACACAAUGGGGCAAUGUAACAUUAAAUACACUAUGUUAUUUUUGUACAGAAUAUACAUUAUUAUUUAUCAGAUAAAUUGCACAUAUUACUACAAAGUACAUUUAAAAAUAUUCAUUUAUCUUAUUAACAGAUAUAAGUAAUCACUAAUUUCUGUAUAAUAAAUAGAAGUGAUUGCUUUCUUUUAAUUCAUUGUAAAGUAUUUUGCAUUCAUAAAAUGGGAACUAACAUUUAUUAUUUUUCAUAUAUUGUGUAUAAAAUUGGUGUUUUAAAUAAAAUUUUUAAAAUGUCAAAAUAGAUCUAAUGUAAUAUUUUCAACUAUAUUUUCAUUCAGUACAUGAUUCUAUAUUUUAAUAUCUAGUGUAUUGAACUUUAUUCAUGAUAGUGAGUUGUAGUACUUGAAUGCAUGCUUAUUUUGAGAAUUUUAACUUAUGAUUUUGUUUUAUAAAUGCAAAUGAAUUAUUUCAUUCUUAUGACUAUUUAAUAUAGUCAUAAGAAUGAAAUGUUUCAUUAGAUUUUUAAUGAUAGAAUUUAGAUAUAACUUGAGUUUUUGUAACUAAAAUGAAUGCUCGUGUCACUAUAUCAAAUCUUCAAUUUCUAUAAUAUCCUUACAAAUUUUUAGUUAAGUUGUUGGAAGUAGUUUAUAUACUUGUAUUAUAUUUGAAUUUGAAAUGGGUUUCUUUUUCAAAAAAAUAUACUUCACAUAAUAUUCUGGAUUUUUUUUUUUUUUCAUAUUCAAAUAUAUGUUGUUACUGUAUAGUUUUGUAUUAAUUUUUUCAUAUAAAAAUUGUUUUAUAUUUUGUACUGAAGGUUAGUGUUUGAAUACAACAUAUUUAUAAGACCAUUGAAAUAUGUUUGACAGGCAGCAUUUUAAACCAAACAUGAAUGUUUUAAAAUUAUUUUUUAAAUAAUUUUUUCUAUGGUUUUAAUCCAUAUGCUUUUUUUUUUUUACUUUUUUAGAUCUUAUGAGUUGUUCGUCCUUAUAUUUUAUUGUAAAUAAUUUUGAAAUUUGUAAAAGAAGAAGGCUUUGUUCUCAAGCAGCCUUUUAUACAAAAUGUGUCUGCAUAUUUCCUUGUUUAUUCUGUUUUUAAUUAUGAAAUUCUUGUUCUUUUUUCUAACUUGGCAUAAUACAGAGUGCAGACUAUCAUCAUUAAUAUUUUUUCAAACUUGUGUGUUGUGUAAAGGGAAGCUUUUUUAAAAAAACAGUAUUUUAAACAAAACUUAAUUUUAAGUUCUGAAAUCUGAAUGAUUUCUUCUAAAUUUGUGCUUCAUUCUAAUUUAGUAUAGUACAAAAUAUGAAGCAUUGUACUUUACAGUAAAUCAUUCAAUAUGUGCUGUGUGAAAGAUGGCUUCCUUAAAGAGGCAGCAGUAUCUACAGAAUGUUAUUUUUAGAAACAAAUCAUUCUUAAUUCCGUGUUUGAUUUAUGUUAAUUCAUAUUCUCUUUGUCUUGUUUUAGUUUGAUACAAAGUCUGCAGAAGCGCAAUUUUAUGUAUUUAUUUAUUUUUAAUCAUUUGAACCUAGUAAUUUCCUGAUUCUGUAACAAAUCAUAUCUGCGAAUGCACGAAACUCGUUGUGAUACGAUUUGCAUUGGAAUGAGAACAGAAGAAUUAAAAUGUUGAGAAUAAAUCCAGCUUUGCACAACAAUGAGCAUUAAAGUUAGCAAAAUAAACUAAAUCAUGAAAUUAAUCAUUCUAUGGGAUGUUUCCUGUAAAAACACUGUUAAACAUUAAUGCCUAAAACUAAUAACCAAUUGUUUCAAAUUUAAUCCUAAGAAUGAACUUCCACUGCAUGCAGAUAGAAAAACAUUUGGCUGCUCUCCUUUCACAUUGUGGGAUGAUGGGAAGGAAGAGGUUUAUCCCUUUCACCUUGCAAGAGCAACUGAAUGAAUCCAUGCCAUACAUGUUUCCCCCUUCUGCUUUUCUAAUACAAGAUAAGUUGUAUAAAGAUUAGUUUUCCAUUCAGAACAUUAUACGAAGAAAAAGGCCUAAGUUUUGAAGCUAAAGCAAUUCUGAAUAUGCUUUUGUGUCGUUAAUGAUAAAAUUUUUUUAUGAUUGUUACUGUAUUAUUAUUGUAACAACAUUAUUAAUUCUUUAAGCUAAAUUUUAUUAUGCGUUUUUGGUGAGUAUAAGAAUAUAUGGGAAAACAAGGACCAUUUUCAGUACAUAUUUACUAUAAA
This is a messenger RNA of Stegodyphus dumicola, 6022 nucleotides long. It is a transcript of the gene CROT, whose product is annotated as Carnitine O-octanoyltransferase. Gene Ontology annotation, molecular function: carnitine O-octanoyltransferase activity. Gene Ontology annotation, cellular component: peroxisome. The record is from RefSeq and is a predicted model, not a curated record. Lineage: Eukaryota; Metazoa; Arthropoda; Arachnida; Araneae; Eresidae.